AUGACCAAAACAUUCAAAUUCUAUUCCAAAUUCAUUCGCUCAUUUUGCUUCCAUCGAGACCAGUCGAUUUUUGACAUUCGUUUUCAAAAUUUUUGGUUUUGGCAUCUGAAUACGGCUUCAAGUAUGUUUUUACUAUGGCAACUUGUUUUUUGAAAAAAAAAUUGAUCCACCCCACAAUUUGUUACCCGCCCGAAAAGAAUUAUUUUACCCCUACCUCUCAAUACCAAAAUAUAAUAAAAAUUUUAAAAAAAAUUUUGUCAUCUUUCCUCCCCCCAUAUAAAAUUUUACCCCGCCCACAAAAAAAAUAAAAAAAAUGCCAAAACUAUGACUUUUAUUAUAGGUUCUAAUAUUUUUUUUUCAAUUUUAGUGACAUCACCCGGUCGUUCCUACUUCGAAGAUGGCAGUGGUUAUGAUUUGACAAUGUCGGAUUCAGAAGAAUAUCAACAAGCGCCACCAACUCGUCAUCGACCGGAUGGAGUUUGUAUCACUUGUUGUGAACAUGGACAACUUUGUCGGGUAAGAACUUUCUUUACAGGGCACAAAAUAGCCAGAACUUUUUCUAAAAAACUUAAAAUAGCAAGAACUUUGUUAACAAAGCAAGAAAUUGCAAGAACUUCCUUUACGUAAAAUAAAAUGGCAAAAACUUUCUUUACAGAACAUAAAGUGGCAAGAACUUUGUUUACAAAACCUAGAACUGCCAAUUUUUUAUAGACUAUCUUAUUUUUAGCUUGGAACUGAAAAUGACGACAAGUUGAGAAUCGAAGCUAUCGACUCUAGCACUGCAGAGAGCUACGAACCUGUCAUACUUCAAAGAGAACGUCAAGCGUUCAGUCUGCUUAAUAUGGGAGCUCAAGAACAGCAAAAGAAGUAAGUUAUUGCCUUGCCUUGCCUUGCCUUGCCUUGCCUUGCCUUGCCUUGCCUUGCCUUGCCUUGCCUUGCCUUGCCUUGCCUUGCCUUGCCUCUGCCCUGCUAUACCUCUAAAAUCCAUCCUUGUAGAUACAACGUGAGCACCACUCCCACAAAUAUGAUGAAAAACAAGCCCCAUUUGGAGCCUCUCUACUACGAUGAUGACGACUAUGAAAACUACUAUCUAGGCCACAUUACUCAACAAGAAGCGAUGGAAAAUUGUCCCGAACGCACUCAAUUCAAGGUCUAUCAUAAGGUUUCUGAUGUGAAGGAUCUGGAUGAACUAGAACCUUGCCUUCGUAUGUUUGUAGUUUACCAUACUAGCAAGGGCGGUUAUUGGUACGUUUUUUGUUCUUUUUUAUGUUUUGGGCGUGGUAGAGUUAAGAAAUUUUGGAGUGGGGGUAUAGUAGGGACAUAUUAGGUCAGCGUUCUAUGAUACGGUAAAGCUUAAAGUACUGCAGAGCAUAGGGUAGAGUCUUGGGUGCGGACGGGCUUGGAGUACAAAAGAGCCUAGAGUACGGUAGAGCUUAAGGUACAGUAGAACCUGGGGUACAGUAAGGCCUAGGGUACAGUAAGAGCUAGGGUACGGUAGGGUCUAGGGUACAGUAGGGCCUAGGGUACGGUAGGGCCUAGGGUACGAUAGGGCCUAGGGUACGAUAGGGCCUAGGGUACGAUAGGGCCUAGAGUACGGUACGGCCUAGGGUACGGUGAGGCCUAGGGUAAAGUAAAAAAAUUUUUAUAAAAAUUAAAAUUUGAAUAUUUUAGUCACUUCCCAAUCAACUCUCUGAAAUCCGAGAAGCAAAAGUACUACUACGUUGAAUGUGGCGACCCUGAUCCGCCCCGCUUCGCCGACAUUGAAUCCAUCGUGCGCUUCUACACGGUCUACGUCCAACUUCAUUACUCCAACGAGAUGCAACAAGUGGAUCCUGAUGUCUUUCCAUGGUGGAAUCUGCCAGAAGAUCAAAUCAUCUACCUCAACAAUACUUCUUGA
This is a messenger RNA of Bursaphelenchus okinawaensis, 1897 nucleotides long. NCBI's taxonomy places the organism in Eukaryota, Metazoa, Nematoda, Chromadorea, Rhabditida, Aphelenchoididae. The record is from the annotation of a GenBank genome assembly.